AUGGAUAAUCACACAUCUGGAUUUCUUCUCUUGGAAUUCUCAAAGAAUUGGGAGCUACAGAUUAUGUGCGCAGCUUUGCUACUGAUAUUGUAUUUAAUGACAGUAACAGGGAACCUGCUCAUCAUUAUUGCAGUUGUUUUUGACCACCACCUGCACACCCCCAUGUACUUCUUUAUGAUGAACUUAGCUGUGCAGGACAUUGGUUCUAUUUCAGUCAUUAUCCCUAAAGCUGUUUUUAAUUCUCUUAUGAAUAUGAAAUUUAUUUCAUAUUCCGGAUGUAUUGCUCAAGUUUUCUCAUCUAUCUUCUUCCUGAGCUAUUGUAUUUCCCUCCUGACUGUCAUGGCCUAUGAUCGAUAUGUUGCCAUUUGUAAUCCUUUACAAUAUGAAAUGAUAAUGAACAGGACAGCCUGCACCAAAAUGGUUGGCAGUGUGUGGAUUGCCAGUUUUCUCAAUGCUGCAUUGCACACUAUUGCAACAUUUACUGCGCCUUUCUGUUCUAACAUUAUCAAUCAGUUCUAUUGUGAAAUCCCACAUCUACUUAAGAUUAUCUGCUCUGGUUUAUAUGUAAUUGAAUUUGGAAUUCUAGUGUUUACUGCUAUAUUAGUAAUCAGUUGUUUUUUCUUCAUCGUACUUACUUAUGUUCAAAUUGUCUCUGCUGUUCUGAGAAUCCCUUCUGUUCAAGGAAGGAAAAAGGCCUUCUCCACUUGCCUACCCCACCUCAUUGUCAUCACCAUAUUUUUGUUUUCUGGUUGCUUUGCCUACCUAAGACACAUAUCUGAUAGUCCUUCACACCUUGACAUCAUAAUUACAAUACUGUAUUCCAUUAUUCCACCCAUUUUAAAUCCAUUGAUCUAUGGUAUGAGAAACAAGCACAUUAAAAUAGUUCUUACAAGACUUCUUAGUUUGAAGUGA
This is a messenger RNA of Candoia aspera, 912 nucleotides long. RefSeq names its product olfactory receptor 14I1-like. Lineage: Eukaryota; Metazoa; Chordata; Lepidosauria; Squamata; Candoiidae. Gene Ontology annotation, cellular component: membrane. Gene Ontology annotation, molecular function: odorant binding; olfactory receptor activity; G protein-coupled receptor activity. Gene Ontology annotation, biological process: G protein-coupled receptor signaling pathway. The transcript has a single exon. The coding region runs from base 1 to 912 and encodes 303 amino acids. The record is from RefSeq and is a predicted model, not a curated record.